AUGGAUUUCGCGAAGCUUAAGGCAACGGCAUUGAGCCAUGGAGACGAUGAGGAAGCAGUGACAGUUAAUACUCGGGCUUUGAUCGACAAAGUCCUCGCUCGAUACUCUGGGGAGUGGACGACACUUAGGGAACUCUUGCAGAAUGCGGCAGAUGCCCAAGCAACAACGGUGUCGAUCAAGUUCGAGACAUUCCCGUCCGCUCAAGUCCCCCUUCUGAAUACCACCAACCAGUCUGAGAUGCUGAAGCAUGUCUUAUUACAUCACACACUACGACGACUGGUCGUCACGAAUAAUGGGCAGGCAUUCGGGGUCAAUGACUGGUCAAGAUUAAAGAGAAUCGCUGAAGGAAACCCAGACGAAACAAAGAUUGGGGCUUUUGGUGUUGGAUUCUACAGUGUAUUUGCAGAUUGUGAGGAGCCAUUCGUGAGCUCGGGGAACGAGGCUAUGGCAUUUUACUGGAAAGGAAACUCUCUGUUUACCAAGAAACUACAAUUGCCGCCGGACCAAGGCAAUCCAAAUACCAGCUUCGUUCUCGAAUAUCGAAACAGCACAACCCCUAUGCCGAAUCUUUUAUCAAUCUGUCAGUUUCUGGCCACAAGUUUGACCUUCGUUGCAUUACAAAAUAUUGAGCUUUGGGUUGAUGAUUGGAAAAUUAUAUUCUUGCAAAAAAAGACAGCGCCAAGUAUUGAAGUUCCUUUAGCUAGAGAUGUCGAAACUAAAACGAAGGAAGGAUUGAUGAAGAUUACGGGACUUGAUAGAGAGAGUGUACAAAUGGACGCCACUUUUAUGAAUGUUGUAGGAUGGAAGCCUUCCAUACCAAAUUCAGUCUCGAAGCCCGGGAGCUAUGAUAGUGGUUAUGGAACUAAUGCGGAUGUACCGUCAUUACGAUCAUUCUUUUCUAGACUCACAUCUUCUUCGAGUCAUUCACAGACGAAGACCAAAGCUAUGAAAGAAGAAAAGGCUUUGCAGGAUGUUGUAUUGGAAGAUUUGACAGCGCAAACCACUGCAAAUGUUUUCUUACGAGUCACUACCGCCCAAGUCAAAACCUAUGUCAGUGCAGGAUUUGCCGCUGAGCUGGAACGUGCUACCAAAAAACCACCACCAAGGACAACAAAACUCGCAAUUUUGACAUCUUCAUACGAUGAAGAAGCUGCUUCCUCAAAGGUCAAUAUGGUUGCGAAGGCUGUAGAUGUGUUUGCUUCUGUACUUCCAGGAAAGAAACCAGGUGGAAGAAUAUUUAUUGGAUUUCCCACCCAUCAAACCACGGGGGGUGGCAUGCAUCUUUCAGCUCCAUCAGUCAUCCCAACUGUUGAACGAGAGUCCAUAGAUUUGAAUGCAAGAUGGGUUGUUACUUGGAACCGAGAAAUGCUUCGAGUUGCUGGUAUCAUGUCAAGACUGGCUUUUUCAAAUGAGAUGGCGGAUCUGUCUGACAAGGUAAAGCGAGCGACUGAAGCCAAUGGUCAUGGUACAAAGAUUACAAAGGAUGAGAUUGCAAAAUUUAUGCCUGAAGCACUUCAUACACUGAAGACGUUUACUUUCGGAGAGUCAACACCCGCUUCGCAAGUAUCUCAACUUAUUGAAGAGGCAUUUUGGACAGCAUACAAGAAACCCUCUAUUGAGAUCUACAGCACCAGAGGUGUUUUACCGACUAACAUAGUCAGACUGGCUACCGAAGAUCUAAGUGGUUUUGUGGAGGGGAUUCCAGUCAUCCCAGAAGAGUUGGCAAAGGUUGAUUUCGUCAACAAACUUCGAGAUUUCGGAAUCAUCACAGAAAUUACGAUUGGCGACGUAAAGCAGGAACUAUCAGCCAAAGCAUUGACGAGAGAGCAACUUAUACAAUUUAUCGGCUGGGCUGGUAAAAAGGCCAGUACUGGGGAAAUCGAUGGCGGAACCAUCCAUUCUUUACUUGACGUCGCAGUUGCAAUGACUGGGGAUGCUAAUGGGCAAGGCGAUGUAAUCGCGCUUGGAAGUAUCAAGAAUUAUAUUAAUGUCAGCAAGAUACCCGCCGAAGUGCCUGUCCCACCAACAACCAUACCGUUUCAGUUUACAAGAGGAUCCAAUCUUCACGAACUACAAGCUCUUGGUUGGGAGGCUCUUGAAUUAUUACCUUGGUUACGCUUCUUGAUUGAAAACAACUACAACAGACCUGCUGAGCAGAGCCUUGUAGCAUCGGUCCCAUUCGCUGCGCACGUUCUUCAAAUAUUGUCAAGAGGUUGGGAUGGGCUUAGUCAAAGUUCAAAAGAGACAAUCGUACAACUUUUGAAAGAUAUCACAAUUGUGCCAACAAAAUUUGGUAUGAAGAAACCGGGGGAGGCAUUCUUUGCGAAUGUCAAACUAUUUGAUGACCUUCCAACUGUGACUUCAUGUCCAGGUGUCAAGGAAAAAUUCUUUGCUGCGAUCGGUGUACGGAAGACUGUUGAUUUGGAAACAAUCUUCAGUCGUCUACUUACACCACAGCAGAACAAGGAAGGCCAAGCUGCAUCUGGAGCUCGGCAUAUGGAGUUGAUCAAGUACCUGGCAUCGGUGAGAGAUGAUAUACCUGCGGAAGAUGUAAAGAGAUUGAAAACGUCGCCCAUGUGUCCUGCUGAGGCUGGCCCACCUGGAAGAGAAUCUACACAGGGAUCCGCAAGGUUAUAUAGAGUCUCAGAACUUUUCGAACCCAAGGAUAGUCUGAGAGAUUUGGGAUUGCCAAUCAUUCAAUGGCCUGGGCCACCUGGGAGUUACAGAACUGGAAGCAUCGAAGGUAGAUUUCUGUCAGCACUCGGCAUUAGAUCGUGCCCAACAGUGCCCGAAUUGAUCGAAAUGAUGGCUUCCGAAGACUACAUACACAGAAAUAAGGCCAUGAAUUAUUUCAUUGCAAAUCAUCAUAUCAACGGCUAUGGCAAUUUCCAUGUUGGUAUCUCAGCCAGACAAUUUCUUCCACUUCAAGGCGACGAAAAGCGUCUUGUCAGCCCUGCUGAAUGCUUCACAAAUGAGAGAUGUUCGGUACUUGGAUUCAGUAUUCUGAACAAGGAACUUCAUAUUCACGCAAACAAGUUUGGUGUCGCAAUGGACCCCCCACUCACGGAAUGUGUCAAUCGCCUCAUUGCAAAACCGCCACAGAACAAGCGAGAUGCUGCAACACUGUUUGGAUACUUCUCCAUACGUCUUGGAGAAUUCGGCCAGAAUAAUGUUGCAAAACUUGCUGAUGCUCGUAUCGUACCGGUCGCAUCUCGUACAGAAACUUCAAAUGGCUUCAUCAAUGAAAAGUCUACCGCUCAGGCGACUACGCAACAACUCACUCCCAAGCAAUGUUACAUUGGCAGCUCCUCAACUUAUGGUGAUAUAUUCGAGUUUGUGGAUUUUGGUGGUGAAGCCAAUAGUUUCCUCAUCAAAUGCGGAUCAAAGAUGGAGCCUACAAUCUUUGAAAUUGCAGCUCUAGCUUGCAAGGAACCCGCACGAUUAUUGGGAAUCAUGCAAAGUCCCGAAAAGUAUCUCGGGCUAUUGAAGAAGCUUGCGGACGAUUUACCAACUCUCAAACGUGACAAACUUCUCUUCAAGCAGAUGAAGGCUUCUAAGUUUCUACUUGGAUCCAUCGAAAUCCCAGGGACCAAGGACAAUCGGAAAUCUGCGCAGCCUCAAAAUGUGGGCCCCAUGGACAAUGAAUUUGAUCCUGAUGAAGAGGAUGCCGAGGAUGCGCCGAUCAAGCAAUGGCAAUUGGCAACACCCGCCAACGUUGUAGUGGUCAGUAGUACAUGCUUCCUCUUCUCUAUCUAUACUAAACUGAUGACAGGUCGAUGAUUAUAUCAGCUACCGUCUUUUCAAAGCAAAUUUGAUGUGUGCUCCUAUGGAUGACAAGCUUGAAGAGUUCUAUCUUGCCUUGGGGUCGUCACCGCUUGGAAGUCUGGUUCAGGAAGACCUCAGACUUGGUUCAGCAAGUGAUAAGCAAGCAUCUGCUGUCAAGCUCCGUGCUCAUGUUCUUGAGCGGUCGAAACUCUUUCUACACGAAUAUGAGAAGCAGAGUAUCAAGCAUGACAGUCGUUGGCUGGAGAAAAAUCUGACCGUUCAAAUGGUCAGCUCGAUAUCUUUGAGAAGAUUACUCCGCGGUCAUACCUUGUCACAUACGGAAAAAAGAUCUGCUGCAUGUACUAAUGAGCGUGGCAAGGGAUGGACCUUGUUCGUCACUGCUGGUAAUUACGAUAUCUACCAAAUCAGUCAUGCAAUUUGCAAGAUGUUACUUGAACGGCCAAAUCAACAGGCCUAUCUAACAUUUGAGACCUUCCUUAAACUUAACUUGUAUGAGUUACGAUCUCGAGGGUAUAACGUCGAACGUAUUCUACGAGCAAAGGCUGCCGAGCAGAGAAUCGCAGAAGAGGAGAGACGAAAACAACUCGAGGCUGAACAGGAGCAAAUCAAGCAGCAGGAAGAGCAAUGGAGAAAUGAGAGUCAAGUCGUACCGCAAACACCUCGCGAGGACCGCCGAAGGCCCAAAGACGUAAUGCCAGGUGCUUUCGGGUCCGAUUCCCCAGACGAUUCCCCAGAACCCCUUCCGAAGGAGAAAUCACGCGGAGGUUUAUUCUCGGGAUUGACAAAACGCCUCGGGCUGGAUAACCGUGGUGCAGAGGCUCAACAACAACUCCAAAACUUCUUGGGCGGUGGUUCAUCUCAUGAUCAUAAGGAACCUGAUGCCCCUCCACCCUAUGACGCUGGCGAUAAAACUGCAAAGAAACCAGGCACCGAGAAAGUAUCGAAUCCAGCUGCCGUGCAACAAAAUCUGAUGAACGCCAUCCAAUCCUCUCGAGCUCAUGAUUCUUCUACUCUGUUCUCUCCUCCCACCACUCAAACCGUCAAGGAAGAAAGAUCAUACUGCGACUCAACCCCAGCCCAAAACAUCACCUUCCUGGCCGAGGCGUCGAAUGGAAUGCGCAUAUUCGUCAGCAAGACCCUUGCCAUCCCCUCAACCGAGUUCCUCACCACCAAUAUCUCCGCGCUCAAUAUAUUCGCCAACCUGCUUCAUGAGAUCGCAGAUAUUUAUAAUGUGACUCGUAAAGCGGUCCACAUCUUCUACGAUGAAUCGGGUGGUACUAUCGCUUUUAACUCUAAUGGAAGUAUCUUCUGUAAUUUCCGCUUCUUUGUGCAGUUGCAUGCGAAGAAGUUGCAGAGUGGUGUUGCGAAGGAAGUGGGCGAGGCGAGGGUCGAGGCGGGAAGUUAUUGGUGGAUUGUUGUGGCGCAUGAAUUGGCGCAUAAUCUUGUGAAGGAACAUAGUUCUGAGCAUAGUUUUUAUACGUAUGUUUCCCUCUCAUUCUUUGUUGCUUCUGAUCCUCGACCGCCUUGAUCAAUACUGACAUUUCUUCAUAGCGAAAUGCUGGUAGCUAACUACUUCCCUAAAAUGAUGACCAAGUCCGCAGGGUACUUGCAAGCUGCUACUGCCGCUGCGACUGCCGCGCCGGCAUCGCUUCCUCCUCCGAAGGAAGAUAGACCUUUGGUGGAUUAUUAGAGGGUCUGUAUAUUGCAGUUGUGUAUAGAAUGGUACUUUCAUCGGUUCGGCGUUCUUUUUAUCUCUUUGAUGUCUUGCAUGCAUGAUGGUAUGAUGAGCGAGCGUUUUCGUUUCUUUUGGUAUUUGCAUUGGGUGGGAUGUUUGUUUAGCGGUUCCUUGAGGUAUGGGUUUCAUGAGAGAUAUGAGAGUAGAGGUUCGAGAGGUCAUAGAAUAGAAUAUAGAUAGACGGGUGUUAAGGGGGAGAAAUGAGGAUGAGGAAUUUCCA
Messenger RNA from Hymenoscyphus albidus, 5741 nucleotides. The record is from the annotation of a GenBank genome assembly. NCBI's taxonomy places the organism in Eukaryota, Fungi, Ascomycota, Leotiomycetes, Helotiales, Helotiaceae.